This is a messenger RNA of Pieris macdunnoughi, 1494 nucleotides long. The record is from the annotation of a GenBank genome assembly. Lineage: Eukaryota; Metazoa; Arthropoda; Insecta; Lepidoptera; Pieridae.
AUGAGUGGUUUGGGCCCUCAAAGUGUGUGGGCAGCCCAGAAACGGCUUGAAUCAUGGGCUCGGGCCGCCAGGGAACGGACAUCCAGUGCCAGCAGCGGACAGAGUCAUAACUCAACUGACAGCUACGGUGAUGACAAGUCACAUGGGAGCCCCAGUGAAAUGCUGAUACCAAAGGAGCACUGUCGCAUUCAACCGCUAAGUGAAACGCGAACUGCUACGUCACUCCCGCACGCGAGGCUCGCCCGCACGCCCUCUAUUUCAUCACAGAGCAGUCUGGAUAGCGGCACCUCUAGGGCUACUAGUCACCGAGGUUCUUCACCAGCGAUUCGUACAUUUGCUCCUGAUGGGCGAACCCUUGAGGCUGGUAUUAGCAUGCCAAGGUCACCGUCGCCUCUGAGAGCGGCGUCUCUUGAUGUUCGAGCCGCCCCCAUGGCCCACGGCUCACUCGCAUCCCUGGCCGAUUCUCCAGCACCACCAAGCCCCAGACAUGUUGUUCCACCCAGAUGUUUGUCACCGCUGCUUAUGCCGCCCAGAAGAAUAGACAGAAGCAACUCCUUGGUGGAAAGCAGCAGUGGAGCCGGGCCACUUAGCCCAGGCGGUGGGUCAACUAUCAGUUCCCUUGGGGCCCUUCAACCAGACCUUUACACGAAAAGAGAGGCCCCAUUGGUAAUAGAAUUGGAAGGGCCUGGACCAUCACUCGGGAGAAUCCAUUUGCGAUUGAAAUACGACUUCGAUCGAUCUGACUUGGAAGUUCAUCUUAUUGAAGCUCAUGAUUUGGCGGGCUAUGAAGCAGGGGGUUUCAACGAUCCCUAUGUGCGUGUGAGUCUCAUACCCGAAGUUGACACUCGGGUGCGCCAGACCCCAGUACACAGGAAUGAGGCCAACCCGUUCUUUGAUCAGCACUUCAAGUUCCCCGUAUCACAUGAUGAUCUCAGUGACAAGACUCUUCUACUUCAAGUUUUUGAUUAUGACAGAUUUUCCCGUAACGAAGUGAUGGGUUCAGCAAAAAUACCUCUGGCAAAAGUGGAAGUGGCAGGUGGAGCCGAAGUCUGGGCUGAACUUUCCCGAGAGAGAAGACCGCCCGAAGAGUUGCAAGAACUAUUGUUAUCCUUGUCUUACUUGCCUUCUGCUGAACGACUGACCGUCGUGGUAUUGAAGGCUCGUAAUCUUCUGCCUCCGCAGGAGGGGAAAGAUGCUUUGGAUGUUUGCGUGAAGGUCUACCUCUUGGUGAAUGGAAAGAGAGUGAAGAAGAAGAAGACGAAUAGGAAAGAGAUAAAUAAUCCUGUAUGGAACGAGGCGCUUUCUUUCAGCCUAUCGUCUUCCAACCUACAGGAAGCUUCAGUUGAAAUAUGUGUGGUAACUGGUGGCAGUAACAACUUAGUUGUAGGCUGGUGCUGCGUGGGCGCAGCUGAGCCAGCCGCUGAAGGCCGCCACUGGGCACAGAUGGCGCAAGAGACGCGCAAAGCUGUCGCUAUGUGGCACACGCUCAGAUAA